ACGUAAAGUACAUCCUUUACUUUUCAUGCGGAAAUGGGUCAUUUGGAAAACAGUUCAAGGAUUUUCGAGCGGACGAACGAAUCUCUGUCGCUUGUGGCGUAUAGCAGGACUGAAGGAGUUGCUUGGUGCAGUGCAUUUGCUGUUGUGUCAUUCCUCGUAAUAGUUUGCAACGCGCUUACCAUUACGGUUUUUGCCUUGAACAAAAAUCUUCGAAGAAAGAGUUUCCUUUUGGUUAUAAAUAUGGCCUGUGCAGAUUUUAUGUUAGGUGGUAUGGCAAUGCCUUUAUUUGUUUAUCGUCUUGGUGGUGAUUUUAAACUCUGGGCAAUCGAAUGGGGUUACUCCUUAAAUUUGUUUUAUUUGGCUGUGGACACCGUUUGUGCCCAGGCUUCAAUAAUUACAGCUGCAUUUAUCGCCGGAGAGAGGUUUUAUGCCACUGGAUGGCCUCUAAAGCACCGUUGCAUAGCGCGCCGCAGAGCUUACUACGUUACUGUUUCACUUACUUGGGUUUUAUCAAUUUUUAUUUCAUCUGUGUUAAUAGGUUCUCUUCACAAGUCAGUUCAGGUUUCGAUUUAUAUUUGGAUGGUGUAUGCUUUCACACUGACCCUUAUCAUAUGCGUAUGUUCUAUCGGUAUUUUCAAAAGCUUUACGCAAGGAAGAAAAUUCAUACGAAGACAGAGUGAUGCAAAGUGUUCAGAAAGCAAGCGGUCAACUAAGACGUUGUUAUUGAUAACUUUUGUGGCCUUGGCAUGCUGGUUGCCAUUGAUAGUAACGAACACGUUUACAGUUUAUAUUCCGGUAGAUAAAAAUCUUUUGUUACUCGCAAAUCUCAUAAAUUUCGGCAAUUCGUUUGCAAAUCCUGUACUUUAUUGCCUGAGGAUCCCUAAUUUUAGAAGAGCCCUGUGGUGCCGACGGGGAUACAAGGGGAAAACGGCUGUGGGACGACUUGCGGUUACCACCACUGCCUUCCACCUGCAAGUCGCCCUCAAACGUGCGGUAGAGGUCAGCGGGCUUCUACACCAGAAAGAGGGCAAGGAUGUAGAAGAUGACAUUGACACUGAAAUGAGAACUUGGAUAAGUUAAGAAGAGUCUUAAAACAUGAAAAGGAAAUUGAA
Molecule: messenger RNA, 1112 nt
Organism: Stylophora pistillata
Lineage: Eukaryota; Metazoa; Cnidaria; Anthozoa; Scleractinia; Pocilloporidae
Product: adenosine receptor A3-like
Biological process (GO): G protein-coupled receptor signaling pathway
Cellular component (GO): plasma membrane
Molecular function (GO): G protein-coupled receptor activity
Source: RefSeq, a predicted model, not a curated record